UAUGUACAGGAGCGGGAAAUUGCUCUGUGCAUUCAGUAGAUUGUCGAUUGAUCACUGCUCCUUCUUCGAAAAAAGAUAAACGCCUCCAGGAAUAUCCGGGAAAAUGCUGGAUAACUUUGAACCAGUUGUAAGAUUUCUCGCGCACUAUCAAGGUGACGAGUAUGUGAAAGGAUGGGCCGAACUGUGGGAUAAGGGCGACUGCCUUGACUGGGAUAAAGGGUUUCCCAACCCAGCAUUAGAAGAUACACUUAUCCAGCGCCGCUCGACCAUCGGUGAUCCUAUAGUCGAGGAUGCGGAGGGAAAUCAGUAUAGGCGGAAGGCACUGGUUCCUGGAUGCGGUCGAGGCGUUGAUGUACUUCUUCUCGCCAGCUUUGGCUAUGACGCCUAUGGCCUGGAGUAUAGCCAUUCUGCUGUCGAAACCUGCAAGAAGGAAGAAUCCGAAACAGGCGGCAGAUAUCCGAUCAGAAAUCCAUCAUUCGGAAGAGGCAGCGUCACAUUUGUGCAAGGCGAUUUCUUCGAUGAUGCUUGGUUGGACACCCUGGGUUUACAGCGAUAUGCCUUUGAUCUAGUGUAUGAUCACUCGUUUUUCUGUGCCCUGGAUCCAUCGCUCCGCCCCAGAUGGGCUCUGCGACAAACUCAGCUUCUUGUCUCAAAUGGCCAUCUAGUCUGCCUCGAAUAUCCGAGGCACAGGGAUCCCUCCGAGAUGGGACCACCGUGGACUGCAUCAUCCGAAGAUUACUGGAAGCACCUCACGCAGCCAGGAGAGGAUGUAUUCAACUCCAAGGGCAGCCCGAAUGGCAACGGGCUUGUACGGGUAGCACACUGGCAGCCGGACCGCACACACGAGAACGGAAAGGAUCCCAAUGGUAAUAUUCAGGAUCGCGUUGCCAUCUGGUGUCGGCGCGACACGGCUCGGAAAACGUUUUGCAAAGAUUGCUGAGGCUAAGCUGCGGUGCUGCUGCCAAAGAGUUCCAAGAGUUCCAAGAAAAAAUUGAUUGAAAAUCUUAUGUAUUAG
Molecule: messenger RNA, 1015 nt
Organism: Aspergillus caelatus
Lineage: Eukaryota; Fungi; Ascomycota; Eurotiomycetes; Eurotiales; Aspergillaceae
Product: S-adenosyl-L-methionine-dependent methyltransferase
Exons: 2
Coding region: 104-940 (278 amino acids)
Molecular function (GO): S-adenosylmethionine-dependent methyltransferase activity
Source: RefSeq, a predicted model, not a curated record